This is a messenger RNA of Sturnus vulgaris (Common starling), 2785 nucleotides long. The record is from RefSeq and is a predicted model, not a curated record. Lineage: Eukaryota; Metazoa; Chordata; Aves; Passeriformes; Sturnidae.
AUUAAAAUGACUUCAUUUUAAUACUUGUUGUGACUGAAAUUAAGUGCUUUGAUACUUUCUCGUUACAGGUAUCUCAGAAUUUACUACUUCUUAAUACAGUGACCAGACAGGAUGAAAGAAAAAUGGUCUUCUGUUUUUCAAAUGUUUGAGUUUCUUGUUUGUAACAGCAUGGUUUACUGUGAAAAGUGAAAGAAGAAUCUUUCUGGACACUUUAAAGCUAGCUGGUGGCAUAGCAAAAUGCCUGGUUUGAGGCAGCUCUGCUUGUUUACACUGAGACGUUUCCAAGCUCGGACUCUGUGUAGUGACCUGCUUUUGAGCCAGAUAAAUGGCUGCACCCAUGAGGAUGAAGUGUUCAGCCUUGUUCGGAGGAACAAGGCCAGACUUUCUGAAAAGCAUGUGGGAAUUGCAUUGAACAUGCUGUGGCAAUUGCAAAAGAAGAAGCCCAUUCUCUUAAGGACUAGUGACUACGUAAGAAAUCACUCCCAGUUUCUUACCCUUUGCAUUUUGGCAGAAAACAAGGCAGAACACAUGGAAGAUGAGGUGAUAGUGGACACCUUAUAUAGCAUCCUGAGGCUCGAUGCUGAAGAUCAUUCUUCUCUAGCAAAAGUGCUUGUUACAGAAGCAUGGAAAAGAUUAGAAAGGCUUAGUUUGCCAGCUCUGUCUAAAUUUGCUCUGUGCUUAUACAAGCAACACAGGCACUUCAGUCCCUUAAUUGGCCAAGUAGCUCAUAUUGUGGACAUGAAACUGGAUUCUAUACAGGAUAUAAGGAUCUUGUCAGUUUUGAUGGUCAGCAUAUCUGAAGUUAUCACUGAGAGUUUUCGAGAUCGAUUACUACACAAGGCUGAACAGCUCUUAGAAGAAACGGAUGAAGUCCACUUCAACUAUGCCAGAAGAGUACUACAGUUUCUCCAAAAUGUUAAACUGAGGUAUCAUCCAUUGAUAGAAAAAUGCAACAGGAUUUUCCUUGAAAAUGCCUCCCAUCUUGAUAUACACAGCAUUAGUCAUAUUCUUGGACUGUAUGAGCAGCUGGGUUUUGACAGUGCUGAAUUCCGCCUGAUUGCUAAACAUCUGCUAUCUGAAACUAUAGAUGAUUAUUAUGAUCCUGAAACAUUUGCAAAAUUGUUUUCCUCUCUUGGGCCUAUGGCAGGAUCCAAGGUUAGAGAAAGGUUGCUAGUAACUGCAGGACACAUGGCAGAGGAAUUUAGCAGUCACCAAGUAUUGAUGAUACUGAAGACUAUGCAGAAAAUGAAAUGCAGAAGUUCUCAUCCACUCAAAAAAAUGGCUUCUGUUCUGCACAAACACUUGGAGAGCUAUCACGCAUUACAGUUGGUAAAGUUAACACAGUACUUGGUGGCGUUGCAUUGCCAGGAUCUGGAGCUGUUUUCCAAACUAAAAAUGUUACUAUUAGGUUAUUUAAAAUCCAGUGUGAUACCUGCUGAUACUGCAGCCAUAAUUCGUGUUCUGGCCAUGCUUCCUUCUUUUCAAGUGGAGGAAAUGAUUAUAAACAAAGCAGCAGCAGUUUUGCCUCAAUGCAGACUCCAUCAUUUGAAUUGCAUUGCUACAGCUCUUGUCAAGUGGAAUCAUCAUGGCCAGUUGCACUGGCAAAACAGUUCUGAGCUAUGUGCCAAGCUUCUGCAAAAACUAAAUGACUGUGGAUUUCAGAGGCUUCAGAAAGCCAACAACUUAAAUCUUCUGUUGGAAGAACUUCCACAUGUGAAUGGAGAGUGGUUAGAGGAAGUCCUGAAUGAGGAAACUCUGGCCAUGUGUCAGCGCUUGAUAGAUCAAAUAACAUGGGCAAAUAUUUUACCCUUGUCUUUUUUCCUCAUAAAAUCAGACCACCGUUGUCCUGCAUUAUUUGACAGAAUAUCUUCUGUGACUGUUGAGAAUAUAGACAAGAUUCCCCUCUCUGAAAUCUAUUUUAUUCUCUUCCUUUUCUCAACUUUGAAUUAUGAUCCUCCUGACAACGAAGAAUUCUUUAAGAGUUGUAUCCAACAUCUGACUUCUAAUUUGAGUCAUCUUGAAGCUUAUCACUUGGUGCUGCUUGGUCAUGUUCUGGCAGUGGCUGGGUAUUUUCCUCCAGCUCUGAUAACGACAAUAUUUAAUGUUUCUUUCCUAAGCAAAUUGGAUGCUCAACUUAAAGUCCUGCCUGAUAUGGUGAAGCACAGGGUCCAGUCAAGCCUCAUGAAAUUGAACAGAGCAGUCUGUCUGGAAUGCCCAGAGUUUCACAUCCCUUGGUUUCAUGAGCCAUACUGCCAACGUAUGUUUCAUAACAGCACGAGCCGAAUAAAUCCAGAGCGACAGAACAUUCACGGAAUGCUGACAGAGAUCUUAGGAGGGAGGCAUUACUCAAGAAUAUCUGUUCUCACACCGUACUACUAUGAAAUAGAUUUUGAGUGUGUCCUGAAUGUAAAUAAAAAGCCUCUUUCCUAUAUGGCUCAGAAUAUACCUUUGGAUGGUGGGGGGGGAAUACACUUGAGACGUGACAUCAAGGAUGAAGGGAGAAAGGCUUUACCACCAGGAGCUCAAAGAAUUGCUUUGGAGUUUCUUGAUUCAAAAGCUUUUAGCAAAGAUUAUUCACAUCAUCUGAAAGGAGAACCUGCAGUGAAAAAGCGACACCUGGAAAUGCUGGGGUACCGAGUAGUUCAGAUUCCUCACUUUGAAUGGAAUUCUAUGGCUCUGUCAACAAAAGGUGAACAGCUGGAAUACCUGAGACAGCAGCUGUAUGGAAUACAGUGAUAUCAGACAUGCAGACAUCUUCUAUAGAAACAGUUUAUGUACCAUCAAA